UCGAGAGAUAACCAUCGGAUCAGAGCCACAACUUCACAAAAGAAGAACAGCUACAGGAGAGAGUCGUUGGAAAAGUGGAUGGAAUUAUACAACAAUCUGAUCUGGAAGAGAAGGUACCCUGUUAUUGUCGUUGUUCCUGGAGUAUUUUCUUCAUCACUCAGAAAAAAUGGCUUCUCAAUCUGGAAAGGAUCUCUCCUGUCCCGUCUGCCAUCACAUCUUUAAAGAUCCUGUUGUCCUGUCAUGCAGCCACAGCUUCUGUAGAGACUGUCUGAGGAGAUGGUGGAGAAAGAAACAAACAUGUGAGUGUCCAAUUUGUAAGGAAAGAUCUCUACUAAAAGAACCACCUGUUAGUUUGGUGUUGAAGAACCUGUGUGAGACUUUCUUACUGGAGAGAGAUCAGAGACUUUUAACAGGGUCUGAGUCUCUCUGCAGUUUGCACUCUGAGAGACUCAAACUCUUCUGUCUGGACCAUCAGCAGCCAGUUUGUGUCGUCUGCAGAGAUUCAGAAACACACAACGACCACAGAUUCAGACCCAUCCAUGAAGCUGCACAGGAAUGCAAAGACAAGCUUCAGAAAACCCUGAAGCUCUUCCACGAAAAACAGAAGCUGUUUGAACAAGUUAAAGGAAACUUUGAUGAAACAGCAGAACACAUUAAGGUCCAGGCCCAACACACAGAGAGGCAGAUUAAGGAGCAGUUUAAGAAGCUUCACCAGUUUCUAGAGGAGGAAGAGGAGGCCAGGAUCACUGCUCUGAGGGAGGAAGAGGAGCAGAAGAGUCAGAUGAUGAAGGAGAAGAUGGAGGCUCUGAGCAGAGAGAUAGCAGCUCUGUCACACACAGUCAGAGCCACAGAGGACGAGCUGAGAGCUGAAGACGUCUCAUUCCUGAGGAACUACAAGGUUACAGUGGAAAGAGUCCAGCAGCGCCCCCUGCUGGAUGAUCCACAGCUGGUCUCAGGAGCUCUGAUAGAUGUGGCCAAACAUCUGGGCAACCUGACCUUCAACAUCUGGGACAAGAUGAAGGACAUGGUCUCCUGCAGUCCUGUGGUUCUGGAUCCAAACACUGCUGAUCCAGACCUCAUCCUGUCUGAGGAUCUGACCAGCGUGAGACGAGGACAGACACAGAAGCUUCCUGACAAUCCAGAGAGAUUUGAUUUUUGCCCUGCUGUCCUGAGCUCUGAGGGUUUUAUGUCAGGGGCUCACAGCUGGGACGUUGAGGUCGGAGACAAUACAAACUGGAGAGUUGGUGUGGCAACAGAGUCUGUUGAGAGGAAGGAACAACCACAGUCUGGAUUAUGGAGAAUAACGUUCUAUCAAAACGAAUACACAGCAUGGUCACCACCAGCUCCAUCCACUGUUCUGUCAGUGAAGAAGAAGCUCCAGAGGAUCAGAGUGAAUCUGGACUGGAACAGAAGAAAACUGUCGUUCUCUGAUCCUGAUACUAAUGCACACAUACACACCUUCACACACACUUUCACUGAGAGACUGUUUCCAUACCUCAGCAAUGGAAAUGCACUCCCACUGAAGAUAUUACCAGCGAAUGACUCUACAGAAAGUAAAGAGUACCGUAUGAGUUGGUGGCCUUUUAGAUAAUCUGUCAACCUCUGUCCUCAAUAAUUGAUCUGUUUUUGAGACUGUCGAGUAGAUUUAUCCUGGAUUUGAGAAAAUUCUGGGAGAGUUCUGUGUUUAACUUUAUGAGGACCUGGACCAAACUCUGCUUUGAGACGACUGGAGAAGAAACAGAACUGAUAAUGAGAGACGGAUCUACUAUGUGGACGAAAAGUUACAGAACACAAUGUAUGACUCCACUAAUGUUCUUAUUGUAUUGUUGUAUUGUAUUGUAAGUUGCAAAUUAUGUUAUAAUUAUGGGCGUAUGUAUGGUUGAUCAGUUUGAAGUUUGAUUGUUAAAUUUUUACUGUUUAUGACAAAUAAAUACAGA
Molecule: messenger RNA, 1937 nt
Organism: Seriola dumerili (greater amberjack)
Lineage: Eukaryota; Metazoa; Chordata; Actinopteri; Carangiformes; Carangidae
Product: E3 ubiquitin-protein ligase TRIM39-like
Exons: 1
Coding region: 167-1591 (474 amino acids)
Molecular function (GO): zinc ion binding; protein binding
Source: RefSeq, a predicted model, not a curated record